UGCCAAAUGGGCCGAAAGACCAGAAUUACUCCUCAUUCCAGAGUUACACUAGUCCCAUGACAUCUUCGAUGGCCGCGGCUGCAGCUGCUUCUGACCCGUAUAUGUCGUCUUACUAUAUGACCUCAACUCCUUACCAGGCAUUCGGCGUUGGAGACGGCACUUGGAGUAAUGGGGGUGACCACAUGCAGACUUUCCUCGGAGGUUAUGGCGGACAGAUGGGAUAUGACUCACACAGUGCCAUUGAUGGCAUGUUCAGUAGUGGCAGUUUUGGUGGCUUCAACCCUCCCGGCUUUAACUAUGGUUUUCAUGGGAAUGGUGACUACAAUGCAUGGGGAGGGUCAGAGGUUCGUGGAGGGAACAAGCAGUACGACGACUACUACCAGCGAGAUAAUGUCUACACAGAUGAACGUGUAAAAGCUUUGGAUCAAGGUGUAGAGGGACUAACUCUUGCUGACCCCAAAACAGGUCAGGAUUUGCCUAGGGAAGGUGGACCUGGAGCUAAUAAAAAUGCAGCCACUAAUGGGAGUGGGGGAGUUGAAGUUAAGGCUAGUGGGGCCAGCAGUCCAGGAGGAGAAACAUCAGUUGGACUCGGGCAACCAAAGAAGGGUAUGUCUUGGGCUAGUAUUGCCUCCCAGCCAGCCAAGCCUCAACCAAAUAGACGGCGAGACAAGACUACAAUGUCCUCCAUUGUACCUGGUCGUCAUAUGGACAUUGGAACCUGGGAGGGGAAGAAUGGAGGUGGACCGAAACCCGUUGCACCCCCACCUGUCCCCCGCCCUGCAUGGGAAGCUCCACGAGGAGGCACGCGAUCCACUACCUCUGCUUCAUACUCUACCCCACCACCUCGCACCCCACCCCAGGUGCCUCAGCCUCAGCAAGUGCAGCAGCCAGGUCAACCACAACAGCAGCAACAACAACAGCAACAACAGCAGCAGCAGCAACAGCAGCAGCUGCAGGCAUCCCCACAACAGCAUCAGCAGCAACAGCAGUCACUCCAGCAACACCCACACCAGCAGCACAUGCAUCCUCAGCAGCAACACCAGUCACAUCAGCAACAUCAGCACCAGCAGCACCAGCACCAGCACCAGCAGCACCAGAACCAACAACUGCAACAGCAGUUGCCUCCAUCACCCCAGCAGCAGCAACCCCCUCAAGCACCCAUGCUUGCGGGAGGAGGAAUGCACUCCAACAUGGAACUUGCCCCGUCACCUCAGAGUGGGCCACCGGUACCUGUGUCCCGGCCCAUGUCUCAUGCCCCAGGACAGAUUAACGAGCUACAGACAGAUGAUGGUAUCUUGGAAGACUUGCGAAUGCGCAAUGACUACAACCCUAAGGAUUUUGACCUUAGUCCUAAAAAUGCACGUUUCUUUGUGAUUAAAUCUUAUUCAGAGGACGAUAUUCACCGUUCUAUCAAAUAUGAGAUAUGGUGCUCCACAGAACACGGCAACAAGCGUCUUGACUCUGCUUUCCGUGAAAGAGAGGGUAAGGGGCCAGUGUACCUUUUCUUCUCAGUGAAUGGAUCUGGACAUUUUUGUGGAUUAGCCCACAUGAUUUCCACUGUAGACUACAACUCAUCAUCAUCAGUGUGGGCCCAAGACAAAUGGAAAGGCCAGUUUCGAGUGAAGUGGAUAUUUGUAAAGGACGUUCCAAAUAGCCAACUGCGGCACAUUCGGCUGGAGAACAAUGAGAACAAACCUGUAACAAAUUCUCGUGACACCCAGGAGGUGCCAUAUGAAAAGGGAAAACAGGUUUUGAAGAUAAUCAUCCAGUACCGCCACACCACCUCCAUCUUUGAUGACUUUCUCCACUAUGAAAAGCGUCAGGAAGAGACGGAGACCCGCAGGCAUCCUAAUACUUAUAAGGAUAUGGAAAGAGGUGAUGAUCGACGUGGUGACCGUAGCUUAGAGCACCGAGACCACAGGGAUCACCGAGAUCCCCCCAGGGACCAUCGAGACCACCGUGAUAGCCGUGACCACCGUGAUGGCCGUGACCAUAGGGAUGGCCGUGACCACCGUGAUCACCGAGACCACAGGGAGCACCACCGGGGGGGCAUGGGUGGGGGACGUGGCCGAGGGGGGCACCACCAUCAUCACCGUGGCGGACGCAACUAAUCACAGACUUGGCAAAGCCACAGUGUAAUAACCCUGCAGAGGUGAACAUUGAGGGAUGUCAUCUGUGGUUUAAAAAACUUGCUAGAGAACAGAUUUGCUAGAUGAAACUAGCAGAGUGGAUGUUAAAAACAAAGCAAAAGAGAAAGCAAAAAAGUUAUUAAUUAUUAAUUGGCUUUAAUAUGAUCAUGUUUAAAAUAUAUAUUGCUGGACAAUCUAAUCUUACGAAGUUUUGCAGUCAGUAGACUUCAGACCAUUAAGACUUUUUUUCUAUUUCUUUUUUUUUUUUUGCAAUGAAGUGAAGAAAAUCUUACUUCAUGAAGGACUGACUGAUUGAGUGAGGUUUGAAAGACUUUUGAGCCUCAAAGUGUCUGCCAUUUGGAAAUUAUGAUUGAACAUAAUGCUAUCACUUGAAAACUGAUAUUGCACUGCAUGUGACCAAAUACAGUAAUAACAUGUCCAGCCAUGAAUACUGCGCCAUAAUUGUGAGAAGUGUAGCAGUGCACUGAAACACUGUUUUCGUCCACUGUUCAAGUUUAGACAGGCACCUGUUAGCACUCAAACUACACCAGCCUGAGGAUCAGCUUAAGUGAUAUCACAGAGUAAAAAUAACUUCACACGAUUGUCACUGUUCCUUGAGGAACACUUUGGCAUUCAAGAACUGCAAUGAAUAUGCCACUGUCAUUGUUAUUAUUUUGUUUCUUUCACUGUUGUGGUUAGGGGAAUGGAACACAAUAUAUAUAUUUAAUCUAAUCCUCCUAUAAUCCUACAACCGCGGCUUGUAUAGGCGAGCCGGAUGACCGCCAGAGCCCACCCGGGGGACCUGAACUACCAAGCAAAAGGCGAGAGCAGCGGCCCCCAUACCAGCGAAACCCACUUACCUCUCUUUUUAUCUUUUUUUUUUCUCUUUCUCUCUCAACAUUCAUCAUUUAUGAAUUUAUGGAUGUUUUCUUUUUUUCUUUUUCUUUUUUUUUCUUUUUUAUUAUAAUCAAACUUUCUACAAGUUUGCCUGUGAUUGGGUCCAUGGGGGAUUUCUGUGAAUAAAAAAUAUAUAAGAAUAAAAAUAAGUGAGCAUUUCCAGUUUUUGUCAAAUAACAACAGUGACAUUGGAAAGUGCAUUGUGGAAGGAAAGUCUGUGUGAUUUUGUUGAAUAAAGAAGUGGUGGUUUUGAGAAAAAAAAAAUUGAGAGUUAUUUUGAUGAGAACUGGAUGAUGUUAGGGAUAUUCAUAUCAUUGGCUCGGGAUAUUAAGAGAGUGACAAAUAAGGAAAAAGAUGAAAUGUA
Molecule: messenger RNA, 3390 nt
Organism: Penaeus vannamei (Pacific white shrimp)
Lineage: Eukaryota; Metazoa; Arthropoda; Malacostraca; Decapoda; Penaeidae
Gene: Ythdf
Product: YTH domain-containing family protein
Biological process (GO): mRNA destabilization
Cellular component (GO): cytoplasm
Molecular function (GO): N6-methyladenosine-containing RNA reader activity; mRNA binding
Source: RefSeq, a predicted model, not a curated record